Colias croceus (clouded yellow) is the source of this 1390-nucleotide messenger RNA. It is a transcript of the gene Amnionless, whose product is annotated as protein amnionless. Gene Ontology annotation, biological process: intracellular protein localization; receptor-mediated endocytosis. Gene Ontology annotation, cellular component: apical plasma membrane; endocytic vesicle. The record is from RefSeq and is a predicted model, not a curated record. Bases 39 to 1313 code for a protein of 424 amino acids. Lineage: Eukaryota; Metazoa; Arthropoda; Insecta; Lepidoptera; Pieridae. The transcript has a single exon.
UGUUACACUGCAUCCAUUGAAUUACAACACUAGCAAUUAUGUGUUCUGUACUCGUUGCAUUUUUGUGUCUGAUAUCCGUUUCAUUAACUGCUAAAGUCAAAUGGAUACCCAAUACUGAUUUCAAUCUAAAGCUCAAUUUCAAAGAUGGAAAACUUCCGUGUCCACGACAAACAGUUGUCUUUCCAGAAAGCCUCAGUGGUAUUGUUAGUAUUGAAACGAAAACAGACAUCAAUGGUUUUGUGUUACCGCAAGAUGGUGAAUUAGUAAUUGGUAACGGAGAACUACAAUUUGGACCAACAGAGAAUUACAAUUGUACAAAUACUGGUAAUAUUUAUUUCUUGGAGAACUCCGUAUCUUCGUGGGCACAACCAGAUGUGUGGAGCUCACCGAAAUUCAACGAUGCUACCCCAGAUGCAGAAAGAGUGCCUUGUUUUGAUGAUACCGUGGAAUUUCCUGCUGGGUCCGUAUUUACAAUUUCGCUUCCAGAUCAACAGCAAGUUGUUCGGAAUAUUAAGAUGAAUGGUGUGAGCUACGACACAAAUAGGUUCAGUGAUUAUGUACUGCAUCAACGAGAUCAAUCUCAGCAAUUUAUCUUGAAUCAGUACCAAGAAACUGGUAUAUUUACUACUAAUAAGCAAUGUAAGUCUCGAAGCGGUUGUCCAUGCCAAGUGAAUGUAAUGAAAAUCGAUUGUAGUGCAAAAAUUUGUUCAGUGCCGACUUGCGUUGAUCCCAUCCAACCCAUAGGUCACUGUUGCAAGAUAUGUGGAGGAGUAAUUUCCUUCGAUGUUGAUCAAAGUUUUGAUCUAAUGACAUUUAAGGAACUUGUCGAAUCAGUUAUUGAUGGAUACGGAAAAGAAGAUUUAGUAUAUCAUAUUGGAAAAAUCAAAAACAAAAUUCAGUUGGUCGUGGUCGAUAAAGGUGAAUACACUGGAACAAGCGCUCAAGUUGUUAAUGACGUGGACCAUCGAAUGCAAAGACAUUGGGUACAGGGUAUUAAAGAAGCUGUUAUCAGCGGCACGCCUUUAUACAAAUAUGGACUGGGAGGGAAAAUAUUCGUCUCAAUGUUUUUCGCUGUAGCUCUUGUGGUUGGUGCAAUAUAUGCGUAUUAUUAUAAGUUGCCUGAGAUAAGAUUACCGUUCGGUGAAAGACCUGGGAUGUUUUCAAGGUAUCAGCGGAGAACAGAUAGCAUCGUGUCUCUUACCCGGCGGGACUCAGUAAUCAGUACGCGGUCUGGAAUUAGUACUGCUUUUAGGAACCCUAUGUAUGACUCAAAGAGAGGACGGGUUGUGGUCGAAGCGUCUGCCGAGGAUUAGAAUAAAGUAAGACUCGAAGAAUAAUUAGUUAUUCAGUAUUUUAUAUUCUUACAAAUUAAACGUAUUUGUUCAAUGUU